Molecule: messenger RNA, 1440 nt
Organism: Pungitius pungitius (ninespine stickleback)
Lineage: Eukaryota; Metazoa; Chordata; Actinopteri; Perciformes; Gasterosteidae
Gene: htr3b
Product: 5-hydroxytryptamine (serotonin) receptor 3B
Exons: 9
Coding region: 1-1353 (450 amino acids)
Biological process (GO): nervous system process; regulation of membrane potential; chemical synaptic transmission
Cellular component (GO): plasma membrane; neuron projection; synapse
Molecular function (GO): acetylcholine-gated monoatomic cation-selective channel activity; serotonin-gated monoatomic cation channel activity
Source: RefSeq, a predicted model, not a curated record
AUGUCUCUCAUUUGGCUCACUCUGUUGCUCUCAGCUCACCUGGCUGAAUGUGUGCCGGAAAAGCAGAAAAGAUCCGCUCUGAACCAGCUGACCAGGACCCUCCUGAGGAAAUACGACUGCGGGGUUCGACCUGUUCAUAACUGGACCAGUCCGACCGUUAUAUACAUAGACCUCAUACUGCAGUCCGUCCUUGACGUGGAUGGAAAGACCCAGAGCAUAACUACAAGUAUUUGGUACAGACAGAUCUGGACAGACGAGUUCCUGGUUUGGGACCCGGAGGAGUUUGACGGCAUAAAUGAGAUCUCACUGUCAUCCGAUGCCAUCUGGAUUCCUGAUGUUAUUGUUAGUGAAUUCGUGGACGAGGGGAAGUCCCUACCGAUCCCCUACGUGUACGUGAACGCCUCUGGCUCGGUGAGGUACUACCGGCCCAUGCAGGUGGUGCUGGCCUGCAGCCUGGAGAUGUACGCCUUUCCAUUCGACAAGCAAAACUGCAGCCUCACCUUCCGCAGCUGGCUGCACUCGGUGAAGGAAAUAGACCUGGCGCUGUGGAGGAGUGCAGAGGCCAUCGCUAACGACAAGAGGGAGUUCAUGAACGACGGAGAAUGGGAGCUGUUGUCCGUCCCCUCGAGCUACUGGCGGAUCCGCCAAGACGGCACCAGCUACGCCCACAUCCGGUUCAACGUGUUGAUCCGCCGGCGCCCCCUGCUGUACGUGGUGGGCCUCCUCAUCCCCAGCAUCUUCCUCAUGCUGGUGGACGUGACCAGCUUCUACCUGCCCCUGAGCAGCGGCACGCGCAUCGCCUUCAAGAUCAGCAUCCUGCUGGGCUACACCCUCUUCAGGGUCAACCUGACGGACGAACUGCCCGCCACAGCGGUCAAUACUCCCCUCAUCGGUGUGUUCUUCGCCGUGUGCAUGGCGCUGCUGAUGCUCAGCCUGAUCAAGUCGAUCCUGGUGGUGAAGCUGCUGCACCACGGCGAGAAGGAGGUGCGGCAAAUGUCGCUGUCGGCCUGCCUGCUGGACAAGUACGGCUUCACAGAGAGCGCCCUGACCUCCAUCAGGACCCUCGAUCGCGUCGACCCCUCCGCAGAUUAUGAGUUCGACGCCUCGCUGGAGGAAGAUCUGCUGUCCCUGAACGAGAUGCCGGAGGUUCCAUCUGGGCUGGAGUGGCUUCUCCAGGAGCUGGUUUCCCUCCACCUGGCCUUCUCCCAGGAGGACAGUGAGUCCUCCGCUCAGGCCGAGUGGCUGGCCCUUUGCUCCAAGCUCGACUGCUUCCUGUUCCGCUUCUACCUGUUGGUUCUGGCCUCGUACGCCGCCACGCUGCUGAUGCUGUGGGCCAGCUGGAGCUUUGCCUGACCGCUUUGUCACAGGCUUUAGUGAUUGCUUUAGUACUGUGAAAGAACUCUUUGUUUAUGAUGUUCAUUUUUUUUCUGUUUUGAUGCA